AUCAUUCCGGAACUCCAUUGACAGAAACUAAAACUCUCGUCCAGAAUCAAGCAUUUCUUGAUCGAAACUCGAAGUCUGGAUUGAAAACUCGAACCUCGCUCAAGUCUGAUGCUGGGUCCGAUGAAACAGUGAGGGAAGAUUGUUGCCGUAUUAAGAGCCCAUGGUUGUAGGAAGGGGAUUGAUUUGGGGUUGUUUCACUCUGCGACUGUAAUGCUUGGGAUAUUCGAAGCUUGAGGGAGAGCUAAAGAGAAGCAGGAAACUGCUGGAAACUGAAGUGGAUUAAUGGGCUUUAAUGCGUUGGUAUUAUUAUGGUGUUAAAUUUGUAGUUUUGGAAUGAGUCGUGCGUUACUUCCUAGACAUGUAGCUGCAGUGGUUAAAUACCAGAAGGAUCCUCUGAGAGCGCUUGAAAUGUUCAAUUCAGUGAAGAAAGAAGAGGGUUUUAAGCACACAUUGUUAACUUAUAAGUGCAUGAUUGACAAGCUUGGCUUCCAUGGAGAAUUUGAGGCCAUGGAGAACUUGCUAUUUGAAAUGAGGUCAAAUAUAGACAGUAGUUUGCUUGAAGGAGUUUAUGUUGGGUGCAUGAGAAAUUAUGGUCGGAAAGGGAGGGUUCAAGAAGCCAUUAAUGUGUUUGAGAGGAUGGAUUUCUAUAAUUGUGAGCCAACAGUUUUAUCUUAUAAUGCAAUCAUGAAUAUUUUGGUUGAAUAUGGGUAUUUCAGUCAAGCCCACAAAGCAUAUAUGACAAUGAUGGAUAAAGGAAUUCUUCCUGAUGUGUACACUUUCACAAUUAGGAUAAAGUCUUUCUGUAAGACAAAGAGACCUCAUGCAGCUCUGAGGCUUCUUAGAAACAUGCCUUCUCAAGGAUGCAAGGUCAAUGCAGUUGCUUAUUGUACUGUGGUUGGUGGUUUUUAUGAAGAGAAUCAGCAAGUCAAUGCAUACAAGUUGUUUGAUGAGAUGCUCACACUUGGGAUUUGUCCUAACAUUACUUCAUUUAAUAAACUUAUGCACAUUCUUUGUAGGAAGGGAGAUGUUCAAGAAAGUGAGAAGCUUCUCAACAAGGUUUUUAAGAGGGGAGUUUGUCCAAAUUUGUAUACAUACAAUAUAAUUAUCCAAGGGCUUUGUAGAAAAGGUGUGGUUAGUGAUGCUGUCAAUUUAUUAGAGAGUGUGACUAGGGAAGGUCUAAGACCAGAUGUUGUCACAUAUAACACAUUGAUAUGUGGCUUGUGUAAGAACUCCAAGGUUGCAAAGGCUGAAUGCUAUCUGCAUAAAAUGGUGAAUGAAGGAUUGGAGCCUGAUGGUUUUACCUACAAUUCUAUAAUUAAUGGAUACUGCAAAUUGGCUGAGAUGCAAAAUGCAGAUAAGGUACUCAAAGAUGCAGUUUUCAAGGGCUUUGUUCCUGAUGAAUUCACUUUUUGCUCUCUAAUCAAUGGACUAUGCCAGGACGGUGAUACAGAUCGUGCUAUGGCUGUAUACAAUGAGGCUUUAGGAAGAGGAUUGAAGCCUAAUAUCUAUCUAUGCAACACCCUUAUCAAAGGGUUGUCUGAGCAGGGACUCAUUUUGCAAGCAUUGCAGCUGAUGAAUGAGAUGUCAGAAAAUGGUUGUAGCCCUGAUAUAUGGACUUACAAUAUAGUUAUAAAUGGAUUAUGUAAGAUGGGUUGUGUCUCUGAUGCUCAUAAUCUGCUAAAUGAUGGAAUUGCAAAAGGGUACCUUCCUGACAUUUUUACGUUCAAUUCAUUGAUUGAUGGUUUCUGUAAACAGUUGAAAGUGGAAAACGCAAUUGAGAUUCUAAAUCAAAUGCGGAGUUACAAUAUUACUCCUGAUGUGACCACAUAUAACUCUGUAUUGAAUGGCCUCUGCAAGACCUCAAAGUAUGAAGAUGUGAUGGAAACAUUUAAAGUCAUGACAGAAAAGGGUUGUAUCCCUAACAUAAUUACAUAUAAUAUACUUUUUGAGAGCCUCUGCAAAGCUCGGAGAGUAAAUGAAGCCUUGAACUUUCUUGAGGAAAUACAGGACAAGGGUCUUACUCCAGAUAUUGUAAGUUUAGGCACACUGAUUAAUGGCUUUUGCAAGAAUGGAGACUUGGAGGGGGCCUACCAGCUAUUUAGGAGAAUGGAACAAAAAUACAAUGUUUCUCACACAACAGCAACCUAUAAUAUCAUGAUUAAUGCUUUUGUUGAGAAGCUAAACAUCCAAAUGGCUGAAAAACUUUUCCAUGAGAUGGAUGAAAAUGGUUUUCUGCUGGACAGUUACACUUACCGUGUCAUGAUUGAUGGCUUUUGUAAAACAGGUAAUGUUGAUUCUGGUUAUAAUUUCCUGCUGGAAAAGGUUGAGAAGGGUUUCAUCCCUUCUUUGAUAACAUUUGGACGGGUAAUGAACUGUCUUUGUGUGGAGCAUAGAGUUCAUGAGGCAGUUGGUCUCAUCCACCUGAUGGUGCACAAGGGUAUUGUUCCUGAGGUUGUGGCCACAAUUUUUGAGGCAGACAAAAGAGAUGUAGCUGCUCCAAAGAUUGUUGUGGAGGAUAUGUUGAAGAAAGGUCAUAUCACUUAUUAUGCUUAUGAACUCUUAUAUGAUGGAGUUAGAGACAAAAAACUACUUAAAAAGAAGCUUCGAAGUGGAAGCAUGAUUUGAGAAGUUCAUUUUAUGUUGAUGAAUCAGAUUCUUGAUUAGAAAGGACAAAAUCAUAUACCUUGGUAUGGAAUUGCUUGAGUGAUGAAAGAAACGUUGAAUGCAAAGCUGGUAGGUGAAAGCAUCUUAGAAGUUCCUCUUCAAACAAAUUGUAGUGCUGGUCCAAGUCUCUCAAUUCUUACUCAAAGUGUACAUGUUAAGGUGGAACUUCUUUGCCAUACCAGUUAGAGCAAGAGAAUAAUAACUCAUGAUCAAUAGCUUCAACUCAUUAAGGGGUGCAUUUCUCAUCAAAGACUCUUUUCUGAAAAUGCUCAGCCUGCAAUUCAGUAUAUUGAUGUGCUUCCUAGUUAUUAAUAACAGAAAGGGGCAAUCACAUUUCUUCACAUCAUUGCUGGCACUUCCUUUACCACACUUUCUUCAUUAAUGAAAGUGUCAGAGUCAGAAAGGUUGAAUUUUAUUCCCUCUUAAUUGCAUCUAUUAUGAAGCAUGAGUCAUUGAGGUACACCAUGGAAUUCAGCUCGCAGCUGUUAGAGAUGUGCACAUUCAAGCGGAUGUAGAAUAAUCAACAGAAGAAAGUCGAAGAAAAGAGUAUUUAUUCUUCAAAGGGCGAAGGCAUUGCUGGAACGAGGAUGUUCUAUCCUAAAAUCCAAUUCCCAGGUUGCUUGUUAUGCAUCAUCACUUAACAUUGGAGCAGAUUCUGGCACUGGAGAGAAGAAAAUGUUUGCAUCUUCCAAGUUAUACACCCAAGUCCCAGGUCAAUCUUCUUUGCUGCUAGCUAUCCAAGUUCAACAUUUCCUUGUUAUGGACAUACUCGAACAUCCAAUCAUUCUUUUAGGAGCUUGUGGUAUAAAGACACUGAAGGCAUUUUGUUCGUAAUUGUAUUUUUUAGUUACUAUGCUUUAUGCACAAUCAAGUGGUUUUGUCAUAUGAAUGCUAAUUACUAAGAAAGGGUCUCUUUGUUU
Rubroshorea leprosula is the source of this 3584-nucleotide messenger RNA. Lineage: Eukaryota; Viridiplantae; Streptophyta; Magnoliopsida; Malvales; Dipterocarpaceae. The record is from the annotation of a GenBank genome assembly.